This is a messenger RNA of Vitis riparia (riverbank grape), 594 nucleotides long. RefSeq lists its product as uncharacterized. NCBI's taxonomy places the organism in Eukaryota, Viridiplantae, Streptophyta, Magnoliopsida, Vitales, Vitaceae. The transcript has a single exon. The coding region runs from base 1 to 594 and encodes 197 amino acids. The record is from RefSeq and is a predicted model, not a curated record.
AUGGACCACCUCGAGCAGUGUAUGAGGCAGAUGAGAGUGUCAGAUGGAUCAGUUGUUUGGGAUGAUUUUGAGGGUAUGCCGGUAGCCAGUUUGCCGGCUAAGUUCAGGAUGCCAGACAUCGAGAGAUAUACAGGCAUUGGUUGUCCACGCCUCCACCUCAGACUUUAUAGCACCGUGAUGAGGGCUCAUGGUUUGGACGAGUCUCAGAUGAUUACUCUAUUCCCCCUAUCUCUGAGUGGGGCAGCCCAGCGAUGGUUCGCUUCUUUGGAGUCUUCACGACGCUGGACAUGGGGUGACUUGGCCAGGGAGUUCCUACGACAGUUUUCAUUUAACACUGUCGUGGAUGUAUCGAGGAGAGAGCUAGAGGCUCUUAGGCAGAGAUCGGACGAGUCAGUUUCUUUGUUCAUUUCCCGCUGGCGCAGGAAGAUUGCAGAGAUUAUUGACAGACCUUCAGAGCGAGAUCAGAUACAGAUGGUCUUGAGAAGUUUACAGCCCAGGAUCGCCAGGCAUGUGGUCGGGGUACCGUUCGCAGAUUUUGGGUCAUUGGUUAUGGCUUUAUACGAUGUCGAGGACGGCAUCUCGAGAGGAUUAUAG